AUGGCGUUCAUCCUUCGCCGCCCGUUCGCCGUAUCGGCUGUGCUUAAACAGGGCCCCAAGCCAACGACAGUAUCAACGACCAUCCGGUUCAUCCAUAACGGCCCCAUCAAGUCAUCAUCAUCACCAGCUAGCCGUGCAUCGUCCCAAAUUCCUUCUACAUCAGCGUUCAGUAAAGCUCGCCAAUCGUUCCAGGAUGCCUUCCGACGGACCUACAUGCAGAAGACAUAUCAGCCUGCGGCUGGAGAUACCAGCAAUAUGACUCAGAAAUUGAUAUAUGGUGCCGCCAUCGUUGGAGGAACCAUUGUGGCAACAAACCUCAUUUUCAACCGGGAAACAAGAGAAGAUGGCGGGAUGCGCCCCUACGAGCGAAGUUUCUUGAAUGAGACCUUCAUGCACACCGGCCUGGGCAUUGGAAUCAUCGGCGUUGCUGCCCGUGCUCUUCACACCAGCGGAUGGUCUUAUCGGCUUAUGGCAACCAACCCAUGGGUUGUUGUUGGUGCCAGCUUGGUAGCCAGUAUUGGAACUAUGUAUGGUACUUUUUACACGUCGCCGGAUAACUACAUUCAGAAGUAUGCCCUCUGGACUGGAUUUAACCUUGCCCAAGCUGCCGUUCUCGCUCCUCUAUUCUUCAUGUCCCCUGCCAUCCUUGGCCGUGCUGGUCUUUACACAGUCGGUAUGAUGGGCUCAAUUGCCUUUGUCGGUGCUACUGCCAAACAGGAGAAAUACCUCUACCUCGGUGGUCCACUUCUCGCUGGUGUUGCCAUUGUCGCUCUCUCUGGAUUUGCUCCUCUGGUUCUACCAGCUACCGCAACAAGAACUCUUAUGUGGUCUGAGCGAGUUUGGCUAUACGGAGGCCUUGCUGUCUUUGGUGGAUUCACCCUCUACGAUAUCCAGAAAAUUCUUUACCACGCUCGUUUGGCUGAGCGAGGAGUUGUUCGGAGAGAUGUUGUUAACGAGAGUGUCAGCCUUGAACUCGAUUUCAUCAACAUCUUUGUCCGCAUGGUCCAGAUCCUGGCCCUGAGAGGCGGUAACAACAAGCGAUAG
Trichophyton rubrum CBS 118892 is the source of this 1044-nucleotide messenger RNA. RefSeq lists its product as uncharacterized. The coding region runs from base 1 to 1044 and encodes 347 amino acids. The record is from RefSeq and is a predicted model, not a curated record. Gene Ontology annotation, cellular component: mitochondrial inner membrane. The transcript is spliced from 2 exons. Lineage: Eukaryota; Fungi; Ascomycota; Eurotiomycetes; Onygenales; Arthrodermataceae.